Penicillium oxalicum is the source of this 777-nucleotide messenger RNA. RefSeq names its product SGNH/GDSL hydrolase family protein. NCBI's taxonomy places the organism in Eukaryota, Fungi, Ascomycota, Eurotiomycetes, Eurotiales, Aspergillaceae. The record is from RefSeq and is a predicted model, not a curated record. The coding region runs from base 1 to 777 and encodes 258 amino acids. The transcript is spliced from 5 exons.
AUGUCGGGCACUGGCACGCAGGCGAUGGAUGCUAACCGGUCCUAUGAUCAAAUCAUCCUCUUCGGAGACUCGAUCACUGAAAUGUCAUGGGACCAAAGUCUCGGCUUUGGAUACGGUGCUGCCUUGUCAGAUGCAUAUCGCCGCCAAAUGGAUGUGGUCAACCGAGGCUUUGGAGGGUAUACCACGGCCCAUGCAAUCAAGAUCGUCCACGAGAUCCUCCCGUCUCCCGAGACUGCCAAAGUGCGACUCAUGACUAUCUUCUUCGGAGCCAAUGAUGCUUGUGUACCGAGUCAUGUGCAGCACGUCCCCAUUGAAAUUUACAAGGAGAACCUGCAAAAGAUCAUUCAGCAUCCUGCCACUCAGGCCCACAACCCUCGCCUCAUCAUUAUCACUCCUCCGCCGGUGAACGAAUACCAGCUGAAAGAGUUUGAUGAUGCUAAAGAUACUGCUCAUCCCAGCCGCACUGCACAACGUGCGAAGGAAUACGCCGAAGCUGCCAAGGAGGUCGGAGCUGCUUUGAAGGUCCCCGUCGCUGAUGUGUGGGGUACAUUCAUGUCCACCGUCGGAUGGCAAGAAGGCCAAGCACUGAUCGGAUCACGAGACUUGCCCGCGAACCACGAAUUCAGUAACCUAUUCACAGACGGGCUACAUCUGACGGCAGCUGGUUAUCGCCUCGUAUAUGACGAAGUUCGCAAGACGAUCAAGAACAAUUACCCGGAUCUUGAUCCAAGUGCGCUUCCUAUGGUCUUCCCCGCCUGGACUGACGCACCUCGCUGA